This is a messenger RNA of Manis javanica (Malayan pangolin), 4810 nucleotides long. It is a transcript of the gene CLBA1, whose product is annotated as clathrin binding box of aftiphilin containing 1. Gene Ontology annotation, biological process: intracellular transport. Gene Ontology annotation, molecular function: clathrin binding. Gene Ontology annotation, cellular component: trans-Golgi network membrane; AP-1 adaptor complex. Lineage: Eukaryota; Metazoa; Chordata; Mammalia; Pholidota; Manidae. The record is from RefSeq and is a predicted model, not a curated record.
GCAACACUGCCGAGAAGAGGCCCUGGCAGCGUCCUGCCCCUUGAGCUAAUGGCAUGAUGGGGCACAGCCUUCUCCUCCAGCUGAAGCCUGGCCUCAGAGCCCUGCACUGCCAGGAGUGCCAGUCAUGACGUGCAGCUCCAGCUGCAGCCCCACAUUCCCCCCAGGGACAGAUGCCCCUCUGGGGAAGGCCACAGCAGCUGGACGUCGCUCAGGAAUUGCUGUCCCCCAGAAGCAUGAAGACACGGGCCCAACCCACAGCUACGCCUGGCACGUACAAGGCCCCAUCGUCUCUGAGUGCCACCCCAUGGUGGGCCUGCGGUGUGCUGCAGUGCCCUGUGCUCUCUCCUGUUGGCACCCACAAGCUUGACCUCCUCCCUAGGACCAUGGUGCCAGAGACACCAAGGGCCACUCUCCAGUGCUGGCCCUGGCCUGCUGGGGUCUCAGGCUUGCCCACAGCCUACCACGGAUAAGUACCUGGGGACCAGAGUCUGAUGGGGCCAGGGUGAGGAGCCAUGGGAGCCGGCCAUGUCUCCCCGGGACCAGCUUCUGAGCACAGUGCCCACCCUGCCCCACCCGCCUCUCCAGGCCAGAGGGGAUGCCCAGAGCAUCAAUGAUUCAUGCUUGUUUGUGGCUGCUGCAGCAGCAGGAACAAAAAUAGCUCUGCCGUUGCCCCGCCCCACCAGAGGGGCAGGACAGGGCAGUGGGUGUAUCUGCCCCGCCCCCAGCUGCUGUCUGUCCUUCCACCCAGUCCUUUGCACAGAAGCAGUGGGGGAAGGCUGCAGGUCUGCUGGCCCCUGGCCCCUCACUGCCUUGCUCAAUCCCAAGCUGUGCCCACUCCAGGCGUGGGGUGGAUGACCUCCUCAAAUCAUCCCAAGGACUCCAGUCUGAGGACCCCAGAGGACAGGAUACCUGGGUGCUUCCCAGGGCAAUGCGGGAGCAGCCAGGAUUCUGUGGGGUUCUGGGUGGGGUGCAGGCUGGCCCCUCCUCCCAAGGAUGGGGCAGGGAGGCUCAGCUUGGCAGCAGAGAAGCUGUACCUCACCCCCUGCUCCCCCGUUCAGCGGGUCUGAUGUUCAAGAUAGACUGAGGUGUCCCAAGAGGAGCUGGGAGGGCCGGGACACCUGUAGUCAGGGCACCCAAUGAUGGGGUCACCUGGGCUGCCUCCUUUGAGUCUUGGCUCCCCCAAGGCAACACAUCCUUAGUAGGGCAGCCAGGGUCACUCUGGUCAUGAGCUUCCUGUGACUGCUAUAACAAAUAACCACAAUGCAGUGUGGAAAACCAGCACACAUUUAUUCCUUACAGUUCCAGGUAUUGGUGGGGCCAGGUUCCUUCUGGAGUUUUCAGGGUAGAUCUAUGUCCUUGCCUUUUUCAGCUUCUGGAGGCCACCUGCCUCCCUUGGCUCACGGCCCUGCGUUGCUCUGGUGACCUCUGCUUCUGUCUUUCCAUCAUCUCUCCUGGACUCUGACCCUCCUGCCUCCCUCUUGUAAGGGCAUUGGGCUCAACAGCUGAAUCCAGGACCAUCUGCCCAUCUCAAGAGCCUUAAUUCAACACAAUCAGAUCCUUAAAGUCCCUGUUACCUCGAAAGGUCCCAGAGUCCCAGGUUCUGGGGACCAGGAUGUGGACCUCUCCGGAAGGCGUUUAUGCAGCUACCACACCCAGUGACACAGAUCGGCCCUCCCUUGGCCUGUUUUGUGCCUGGUCAUUGCAUCCUGCACCCAGGGUCCCAGUGCCAACGCACUCUGCACUGAGGUCCAGACAGAGCAUGGGGAACUGACGAGAGUCAGGAGUGCUGGCUCCAGCCCUGGCGACGGUUCUCAGGCCUGCGGGCCUGGGCCUGUUUCCCCACCUGCACCGGAAGCCAACACUCCUCCUACCUCUUUCCAGCUCCCUGGACUGUGAGGAUGGCAAGGACACUGGGUGAGGGGGUCCGAGCCGAUGCUGUCCCCAGGUGACAUGGCAGGAGAGAGCUGGCAUUUGCCACUUUCUGACAGGGUCACCAGGGUUUCUGCCCAGUGCCCUGCAGCCAGACUGCAUUGCUGGAACACUGCACUGCAGCCCUUGUGGCCCUCAGGAAGCAGGAUAAGGGGAAGGAGGCUGCAAUCCAGAGUUAAGAGAAUGACCUCAUCUGGUCAUUUUUAAAAUGAAAAAUUUCGGUAGCUUGGCUGGAAAGGAGCAGGGGGAGCGCAGGAUGCAAACAGGAUGGGCCGCAGAUAGGGCCCGAGGAGGGCACAGGGUGGGUGAACGCGCGCAGGGGGUCGGCCGGGGGCGGGCGGGACAGGGCUUGGCCGGGAUCUGGGGAGGCCGAGGUUAAGCGCGCCAUCGCAGGACUGGGAUGGGGACGGGCAGCUCCCGGGCAUCCGAGGUCAGGGCGCUGGAGGGGGCUGGGCAGGGCACACGCCCCAAGGGGCUGACGGGUCGGGGGCACACACGCACUAAGCGUCCUUCUAAUUAGAAGAGGGUCGCUCCCCGCGACGCGCUACAGCCAAGCGGAAGGCGCGACUCGGCCACGCGAAGAGCCGGCCAACUCCGCGCCCGCGGGGCGCAGGCGCAGGGCGGGGCCGCGCGCGGACGUCACGGCGGCGGACGCCGGAAGCUGGGCUGGCGCGCGCCGUUGCCGGGCAACGGGCCGGCGCGGGCCGGGGCUCCCCGUUACAGCAGGCGGAGUCGGCUCCAGGGCCAAGGCGGGCGCAGGCCGGGCCCGACGCCAGUCCGAGUGCCCCUUCGGAGCCGCACGCCGGGCCCCCGCGGGUGUCUCGGCCGCCCCUCGGACCCGGCCCGGGGCUGCUUACGGCCCGCCCCGAGGGGCCACCCCGAGCCCCGCGACCCCACUCUCGGAGACCUCUGCGCGCCGCGGCCCAGGCCGGACCCCGCAGCUCGACCCCCGCCCGGGCCGAUCCGUCCCCCCGCACCUCCUCGGUCUCCAGCACGCGCCGCUCUCGGACUGGCCGCGGGGGCGUGUGUAGGAGGAAGCCGGGCAGCCGCUCUGGUCACUCCGCCGGGCGGCCAGGCCGUGUACGUGGCUGUGUGCGUUCCGCAGCGGCACUGGGCCCGCGCAAAGCCGCUCGCACCCCCGAGGAAGCCCCCAGCAGCUACGGGGCAGCUGCGGGCGGCGCUCCGGCCCUGUCCCGCCCGGGCAGCGCCCGCACAGCCGUGUGGAUGUCUCCUGAGCACCCUCCAUCGCGUGCAUGCGGGCCCGCGGUACCUGCAUGCAAGGCCAGCAGGGGCUGGGGGGGCAGCCUGGCCAGAUGCCCCGGCUAAGCAGGUCUCUGAGUGACCUCGCACAGGCAGCAGGCGAGCUCUCCGUCCACGAGAUUUCUGAAGACAGACGGGUGCCUGCAAGUGAGGUGCCUGGGAGACAGAGCGGUGACGGUGUGGCGUGCUGGGGGGCCUGCCCCCGCCGUCCUCUGCUGGCGGGGGGCGCCAGGAUCCUCGGGCACCGCGAGGGCUUUUCUACCUGCACUGCCAGUGGUCUGGACCCAGGAGAACCCAGCAGUGCCUGGGGGGACUUUGAAAGCUUUCAGGGCUCUCCGGCCAGGUCUGAACAAUUCUCUCAGUUCUUUGAACUCCCAGAGAGGCCCACUGAACCGCAGCCACCGAGAACCGCCUCUGCCCACGGGGAGCAUGGUGCUCACCAGCCUCACCAAGGUGGACCUUGGUUGACAGGAACCACUGCCGUCACACCUUCUGAGCCCACUCUCAGCUAUGAGAACAUCUUUAGGUUUGCCUUUCAAGAAGUCCCAGUCCAGCAGGCAACUGAAGAUGUUCCCACCUUAGACUACUUCUUAGAAAUGAGCAGUGAAGAGAAGCCUGGUCUUGAAUCUGUACAUAAAUUGUGCUCUGAACCUAGGAGCCUCUGGAGAGCUCUUCAGAGCACGGACGGCUCCCGUGCCUCCCGACGCCUGCGGAGCGGGUCCCACUGCCAGGAGAGCCUCUUUCUUGUCCUCGGAGUAGAUGCUGCUCAGAAGAACCUUUCUAGAGGCCAGGGUCACACUGGGGAAGGUUCCGACCUCGAAGGGCCCAAAGAGCUUGGUGUGCACAGCGUCCGUCUGCACCACUGUAGAGCCCUGAUCCAGACCAAGCUCUCAGGGACGCCUGGGGGCAGGCCGGGGAGCCUGAUCACAUACAGCCUCUCUCUGAAGACCCCCAUACGCGGAAGCCAGCAAUAUAUCGCAAUUCCAGGGAAGAAGAAGCUUUUCACUGCACGGAACCUGAAAAUGACCUUGUUUAAUAGUGAUGUUUGCUAAAGUGGGAGUGCUUUGUACCUUUGAGGAAUUUUGCAUUUUCUUACUGUCCUGGAAACCAGAACUAUUUUGUGGACGGUUCCUGGGAUCUUCAUGGAAGCCAUCCUGCACCCAUCGGCUUCUCGUGGGUCCCAUCAGUUUAGCUGGAGGGCGUGUUGUUCAGCAGAGCCAGGCCUCACCACGAACGUGAGUGAAGGUGGCACUGCCCGUGUGAGUGCUGCUGGCCCCUGGGGGCGCCUGAGAGGGACCCCAGGCCUGGCUGCCUGCGCUGCUCUGCCUUGGACAGCCCAGGAAGCCUCACUCGCCGGUGGGACAGCUGUCGAGGCACCUACGAGGUCCUGAGUGUGCCCCUGUCACACCUCAGCCCUUGCCUGGUGUUCAGGCAGCCACAGGCAUGCGGACUGAAAGGCUGCCUCACCCACAGCCCUGAGCCCCCACCCUGGCCUGCGCCUGUGCCUGCCCCCCCCCCAGCCAGCAGGCUUCCCCUGGCUUCAGCUAGGAAUCCUCCUGAUGCCAGAGCCCAGCUGUCGGCUCUGACUUUUGUAAAAUUUUAUUAAACUAAACAGCCUGGA